This is a messenger RNA of Diaporthe citri, 999 nucleotides long. RefSeq lists its product as uncharacterized. NCBI's taxonomy places the organism in Eukaryota, Fungi, Ascomycota, Sordariomycetes, Diaporthales, Diaporthaceae. Gene Ontology annotation, molecular function: gamma-glutamylcyclotransferase activity. The record is from RefSeq and is a predicted model, not a curated record. The transcript has a single exon. The coding region runs from base 1 to 999 and encodes 332 amino acids.
AUGCUAUCCAAACUCCCCCUCAUCACAGCCUCAGACAGGCUCUACUUCGCCUACGGCAGCAACCUCAGCCCGGAGCAGAUGGCCCACCGCUGCCCGGACAGCAUCUUCCUGGGCAAGGCCACCCUCCCCGAGCACAGGUGGCAGGUCAACGAGCGCGGCGUGGCCAACGUCGUGCGGGUGCCGAGGCGUUCAGCGCAGGAGGACAGGGAAGGGAGAAGAAGAGGGCGCGACGGCAACGGCGAUGACGACGACGCGGCCGUCGUUGAGGGCCUCAUAUACGCCAUCAGCGCGGAGGACGAGCGCCAGCUCGACCUGUACGAGGGCGUCGCCAAGGGCCGGUACGAGAGGCAGAACCUGUGGGUCGACUUCGAGCCCGUGCGCGGGAACGUCUUCGCGCGGUGCACCUCGGCAAGCGUGGCUAAGGCCGUGAGAGAGGAGCGCGAGGAGGAGGGAGGGAUCAAGAGGGAGGAGAGGCGGGCGCGGUCCUGGGGCGAGGGCGAGGGGGACCAGCAGCGCCGGCGCCGGGACAGUCGUCAUCACCAGGAUCGUAGCCGGCGGCGGGCGGCCAGCGUGGGCCACCCGCCCACGUCCUCUUCCUCGGCGGCGGUGGGCAGCGGCGGGUGGAGGAGCUCGAUCCUGGGGCUCCUCGGCAUCCCCGGCAGGACGAGGCGGGCCCCGUCGCCGUCGCCCGCCCGGGACCGCGAGAGGGCGGUAGGGGUCAAGCCUGUGUGGGCCCUGGUGUACGCCAGCACCGUCCACGUGCGCGAUGGCGAUAUCAGGGCGAGGUACGUGCCGCGCAUGGAGAGAGCGAUGGCAGACGCGGCGGCCCUGGGUGUAUCGAGGAGUUUCAUCGAGAAGCAGAUGCUCCCGCAGGUCCGGCCGGCUUGGAGGGCGUCGCGGCGGAUGUCGCUGGCGGGAGGCGAGGACGGCCCGGAAAAGGAGAGGGAGAAGGGCCGGCGGGAUGGGGAGAGCGGGAGGAGGAGGAGCGUGUAUCAGUGA